Prunus armeniaca (apricot) is the source of this 1368-nucleotide messenger RNA. The record is from the annotation of a GenBank genome assembly. NCBI's taxonomy places the organism in Eukaryota, Viridiplantae, Streptophyta, Magnoliopsida, Rosales, Rosaceae.
AUGGCUUUGGAAGAAGAUGCUCCUGCUGUACCUGCUGCUAAUGCAUCUGCAGAAGUUAAGACUAAGUAUGCCAAAUGGGAAUCAAAAAAGGCUGAGAUAGGUACAUUGAUGGGGCAACUCACUGAUUUCAAAUACAAUGGAGAGGGCUGUGUUAGGACUCAAAUACUCAAUAUGCUGGAGAUUGGGAACAAAUUGAAAGCGCUCAGUGUCAAUGUAGACGAGACAAUGAUGGAAGAGCAAAAUAUAAGGAAGGAAAAAGCUGAGGAACAUGUCAACUUUGUACAUAAAGCCAAACCAAAAGCCAAGGAGAUUGUUAAGAACAAAACUGCAGGGAAGAAAAAUAAGAAGGAAGAAGAUUCAAAAGGACUGAAUCCAGUAGGCCUCAAGUGUUUCUUCUGCAAAAAAUUUGGACAUAUGAAGAGAGACUGCAGAAGUGGUGCAAAGGUUCAUGUGGCUAAUUCUUUGCAGGGGUUCAAAAGCAAGAGGGUGCCAAGCAGGGAUGACUUGAAGGUGUUUGUGGGAAAUGGAGAAAGAGUCAAAGUAGAAUUUAUUGGUUUAGCUAGUCUUGUUUUGGAUUCUAGUUUUGUUUUGGAUUUAGUAGAUGUAGUUUAUGUUCCUACUAUGACAAGGAACCUUUUAUCAGUUAAAAAAUCAAAAGCCUUAGACAUGGUUAAAGUUUACAAAGCUGAAGUGGAAAAGCAAUUAGAUUCAAAAAUAAAGUACACGAAUCCUGGAACACCACAGCAAAACGGUGUUUCAGAGAGAAGAAAUAGAACUUUGAUAGAGAUGCACAAUACAAGGUUUGUAGAGACACAAAGGGAAAUCUUCAUUGAGGAGGAGAAUACAGAAAAUGAAAGUGUCAAAUUUGAGUUUGAUGAAAUAAUAGAGCAGCAAGAACUUACAGUAAAGGAAAAACAAGGAAUAGAGACUACAAUAAUUCCAUUUGUUAACAAAGCAGUCACACCAAUUCAUGAAGAUAACCACCAUGAUCAGAAAAUAAAUGCAGAAGCCGAGAUACAAAUAGCACAACCUCAUAACCAAGAACUAAGAAGGUCUCAAAGACCUAGAAGGCCAGCUUUAUCAAAUGACUAUCACGUUUAUUUACAAGAAGCUGAACAAGAUAUCAACAACUUGGAGGAUCCUAUGACUUUCAAACAAGCUGUAGAAAGUGACAUAUGUGAAUUUUGGAUGGCAGCUAUGGAAUCUGAACUCGAUUCAAUGAGCAUGAAUGGAGUUUGGAAACUUGUCAAAUUGGCACAGAGUUGUAAACCUAUAGGUUGCAAGUGGGUUUACAAAACAAAGAAAAAUCCACAAGGGAAAAUGAAUAGAUACAAGGCCAGACUAGUGGCAAAAGGCUACACUCAAUAG